GUGGGACGCUCUGAGCGUCCGGUGACGCGUUCGAUGUCGAGAAUCCGUGAGGCCGCCGAAGCGGCCGCCCGGAUGGCGCGGGAGAGCGGCUCCCUGACUGCGGCAGCCGCAUUUGCCGAGGGAGCGGCAGGGGGACAGCGGGAGGCGUCCCUCGCUGCAGCUCAGGCGGCGGGCAUGCGCGGGAAGGUUGAGCGGGACCCGGAAGCCACGGGGGGAGGGGAUUUUUCGCAUCUGGAACGCGCGGCACGGGCGCGGGCGGGGCGGAGCCGGCACACGCGGGCUGUGGGUGCUGGCGCAGAGCCAGGAGAGGGGCAAAGCGAGGCGGAAACAUCAGGGCCAGAAUGGGAUCAGGAAAGUAGUUGCGUCAGUCUCGGGGAGGACGGCAGUGGCUCUGAAUCUGAGGCAGUGCGGGGUGGAGCUAGGCGAAAGCACAGCCGGGGUCGGAGGAGAGGCGUCCACACCCCCGUGAUGACGCAGGCAGAGUCGGGGCGUGGCCAGGAUGUAAACAUUCCUCAGGGCACGGUCCUGUUGCAGUUCCCAUGGACAAAGUCAGCCCAAGCCCACAGCCAACCCCUGUCAGCUUCAGACAUGGUCAGAAUAGAACAGUUGUUACAAGAGUCAGUUUCACAGAGUGCAGGGAUUGCAAACGUGAAUCAGUUAUGGGGAGAAAUGCUCAAACAUUUAUCAGGAAUUACCACGGGGUUUGCAAAUGUGAAUCAGUUGUCAGAAGAGAUGCUCAAAUAUUUAUCAGAAGUGCAAAUUGAAGAGCCAAGUGCAGUCCCGACCUCAGUUGGUCAGGCGGCAGCGCCAUCUAGUGGCGGAACCACAACAUUGCAGCAGAUUUUACAGGACCCAGUCAGACAAGGCAAGGUGUCACACAGUGGUGGGACUUUGACAAUUCAAGACUUUUUUCCAGUUUCUUAUAAGAAAAAAUCUAGGAUGAGAAGAGCUGCAUCUGCACGACAGCAGGAAUCUCCGCUGACUCCAGAAGAGUGUGGGACUCAGGACACUUCUGCUGGGGCUCAACAACAGGAUGACACGAUUCGCAUCACUGCCUCGGAGGGUGUCCCAGCUUGGACAAUUCCAAAAUCAAGGUCUGCCAAAAUUUCGGGGCAGGGAGAAUCAAUUUCAGUAUCAAAAAGGGUUGUUGAAUUUCUUUUACGAUAUUUAAGCAUAGCCUUGGAGUCGCAGCCAGAGCUGUUGGUUCAUCUUCCAAAAAUUUUCCAAAUAAUGCAGGGCAGUCAUGUGUUCUCCUCCACAGCAGGUGCUCCACUUUUCUCCGGAGGCACCCAGCCUUCAUCUUCACAGAUGCCACAGACGCCGUUGGUAUCGGUGAGUGCUGCUGCAUCAAAACUGCAGUCACCUCAGAUGACUCCACUCUACAGGCAAGUACCCACAGAAUUUCCAGCUUUGCCGGAUGCGAAAGUGGACUGGCAGGACAUUCGGGCAGAAUUGGAGAAGGAGAAAGGUUUAUUGCAGGGUUCGGGAAACAUAGUGAUGCCAGUGAACUAUGAUGCUCAGGGCCAAAACCCGAGAUGGGAACGCCUGGAUCGUGGAGCAAUCAAAGAUUUAGCUAAGGCCAUUCGGGACAAUGGGUUGUCAUCACCAUAUUUCAAACAGAUGUUGAAAAGCAUUUUUGGCAUGUAUGAUUUAACACCAUAUGAUCUUAAAUAUCUCGCAACAUCAGUUCUUACAGACACCCAAGCUCUCAUUUGGCAGAAGGCGUGGCGGAGAUCCCUGGAGGAGCUGAGAGCCAGAUACCAAGGCGGGCCAAACGCGAACCUCACCAUGGUGCAGCUUGCCGGUGAUCCUCCUGAGGACGAUCCAACUCAGCAGGCGGUGAGACUCCCACGGCACGUGCUCAGCGACAUCAAAGAGGCGGCACGGAGAGCAAUUCUUCAGAUUGCUCCGGCGGGGGUCCAGGACAACAUCUACACCGAGAUCAAGCAGGGUUCUUCAGAGCCAUUUUCCUCGUUCGUGGAUCGUCUUUCUCAGGCAGUGGAGCGGCAGGUGACCGAGGAGGGGGCGAAACCACAUCUGACCAAAAGCCUCGCGUUCUCCAAUGCCAACCCAGAGUGCAGGCGAAUCAUCAGCAUGAUGCCACACCAGGCCACCUUGGCAGACAUGAUUGAGGCGUGCAGCAAGGAGAGGGAGACAUCUCGCGAGUGAGUGCCACUCACAGACAGACGUGGAUGGAAAACCUCUUCCGGUUCCGGGAAACGGGAAAAAGAGCGCGAAUCGACGCCAGCGCGCACCGACACAAAUUCUGGCGGUGACACAGAAUCAGCAGGAGCAAUCCUCGGGGAACAACAAA
This is a messenger RNA of Taeniopygia guttata (zebra finch), 2314 nucleotides long. Lineage: Eukaryota; Metazoa; Chordata; Aves; Passeriformes; Estrildidae. The record is from RefSeq and is a predicted model, not a curated record.